GAGGAGAGAGGGCAGAGAAGAGAGAAGAGAAAGUAGAAGCAAACCCUCAAGGCCAUGACCACUAGACUCCUGCGGAGGGCCCUGUGCCUGUGGGCCCUACUCAGCACCGUCUCGCACUUCAGCCACGCCGACAACCAUGCAGACCCCUCAGCCGCAGAGCAGGGAGUCACCUUCAGCCACGUCUAUAAAAUAGACAUGCCAGGGAGCUCCAGCUGUAAACUGGAGAGCCAGGACGAUACAGGUAUGCAGACAGAGACGACUUCGAACGGACAGAACGACAUAAUCUUCAGACACAACAUCAGGCUGCAGACACCCAAGUGCGACUGUGCGGAGUCUGAAAGCUUCAAGUCUUUGUUGUACAGAGUCAACGGGCUGGAAGAAGAAGUCACCUACCUAAAGACCCAGUGUACUCAGGGCUGCUGUGGAACAGGUGGUGCUGUAGGUGUGGACACAAGCUGCAGUGGUCAUGGUACCUACCAACACGACACCUGCAGCUGCCUCUGUAACCCGGGAUGGGAAGGCCCCGAUUGCUCAGUGUCCUCCUGCCCAGAUGAGUGUAAUGACAAUGGCCGAUGUGUGGACGGGAAGUGCGUUUGCCACCAGGGCUUCACGGGUGAAGACUGCAGCCAGCCGAUGUGUCCGGGCGAUUGCAACGACAAGGGACACUGCGUGGACGGGAAAUGUGUGUGUUUCCCGCACUUCAGUGGCGAAGACUGCAGCGUAGCCAAGUGUCCCAAUGACUGCAGCGCUAAUGGCCAGUGUUUGGACGGCCAGUGCAUCUGUGCUGAAGGCUUUUAUGGAGAGGACUGUGCAUUAGUGUUGGGACCUCAGGGUCUGCGGUUGGUGCAGGUGACGGACGUCUCUCUCCUGGUCGAGUGGGAAUCAGUUCGUGGGGCAGAAUAUUACAUUUUGACAUAUCAUCCCAAAGGAGCUGGAGCCAUGGAGCAGGUGCGGAUUCCCAACACAGAGAACUCCUACCUCAUCACUGGGCUGACUCCUGGGGUCACUUACAUUGUCCAGGUGUACGCAGUCAUCAAAGAAAUCCACAGUGACGCAGACAAGAUCGUGGCUACAACAGAUGUCUCGGCCAUCGAUGAUAUUCAGGUUCUUGGCCAGUCAGAAGCGUCUAUCCAGGUGGACUGGAAGAACCCACCAGCUGAAGUGGAUCACUUCAGGCUCACACACACUGACCCGGAGGGACAGGAGGAGGAGCUGAAUGUACAGGGCAGCCAGGAGGCGCGCACCAAACACACUAUAGUUGGUCUUUAUCCAGGAACCGAGUACCUGAUCUCAGUGCAGGCCAUCAAGGGAGCAACUGAGGGGAAAACGUCUUCUGUCACCGGGACCACAGACAUCGAUGCUCCGUCAAACCUCGUCACCACCCAGGUAACAGAGGAUACUGCAACGGUUUCCUGGGAUCGAGUCCAGGCGGAAAUCGAGGGCUACAUGCUGAGCUACACCUCCGCUGAGGGCUCCAGCCAGGAGAUCCCCGUAGGCCGUGACAGCACCUCGUACAGGCUGGUUGGCUUGAGGCCGGGAGUCAUCUACACCGUCUACAUCUGGUCCUUCAAGGGAGACAAAGUCAGCAGGAAGAGUUCGACAGAGGCUGAAACAGAGAUGGAUGCCCCUACUAACGUCUUGGCCCGGGAUGAGACAGAGUCCAGUUUCAGGGUGUCCUGGGAUCACACUCAGGCGGAAGUCGAAGGCUACGUCCUCACCUACAGCUCCUCUGAGGGCUCAAGCGCAGAAGUCCCACUUGGAUCUGACAGGAACUCUCACAUGCUGACAGGCCUGAGGCCCGGAGUCCUCUACACCGUCUACAUCUGGGCGGUCAAGGGAGGCAAAGUCAGCAGGAAGAUCUCAACACAGGCUGUGACAGAACUGGACGCUCCCGCUAACCUCUUAGCCCGAGAUGAGACAGAGUCCAGCCUCAGCGUGUCCUGGGAUCCGGUCCAGGCAGAGAUCGAUGGCUACGUUCUAACCUACAGCUCCUCUGAAGGAUCUAGUGGGGAGAUCCCAGUCGGGUCUGACAGAACCUCUCACAGUCUGACUGGCUUGAGGCCGGGAGUUAUCUACACUGUGUACGUCUGGGCUGUCAAGGGGAACAAAGCCAGCAGGAAGACCUCAACGCAAUCGGAGACAGAACUCGACACUCCCGCUAACCUCUUAGCUCGAGACGAGACAGAGUCCAGCUUCAACGUGUCCUGGGAUCAGGUCCAGGCACAAAUUGAUGGCUACAUCCUCACCUACAGUUCCUCUGAGGGCUCUAGUGGAGAAAUCCCAGUCGGGCCUGACAGUAUCUCUUACACGCUGACUGGCCUGAGACCUGCAGUUCUCUAUACUGUCUACAUCUGGGCUUUCAAGGAAGGAAAAGUCAGCAGGAAGAUCUCAACCAAAGCUGAGACAGAUAUCGAUGCCCCGAAGGACCUGAAGGCUACUGAUGUGACACUGGACUCUGCCUCUCUGACCUGGAUUCCUCCUCUGGCGGACAUAGAAGGUUACAUCCUCACCUACAGAGACGAGGAAGGCAGCAUGGAGACUGUUGAAAAGCAGCUCGGAGCCAGCGGGAGCAGUUUUGCUGUGUCCAGUCUGGAGACGGGGAAGAGAUACAUCGUCACCCUCAUUGCCUACAGAGGCAGCAGGAGGAGUAAGGUGGUGGAGACGAUCUUUAUUACAGUUGGCCUCGUUUACCCCUUCCCCAUGGACUGCGUUCAGAUCAUGAAGAACGGAAAUAAGGAAAGCGGAAUCUACAACAUCUUUAUUAAUAACAACCGCUCCAAACCAAUUGAGGUCUUCUGCGACAUGGACACUGACGGAGGCGGCUGGCUGAUGCUGCAGCGUCGUACAACUGGCAAGCUGGACUUCCUGAAACGCUGGAGGCAGUACAUCGCAGGUUUUGGCAACAUGACGGACGAGUUCUGGAUCGGGCUGGAUAAGAUAUACGAGCUCACCAACACUCCAACUCAGUACGAGCUGCGAUUUGACCUGGGCCUGGGCUCAGAGAGGGUCUACGCUGUGUAUGACAACUUUAAGAUCGCUGCAGUCAAGCAGAAGUUCAAACUCACCAUCGGCGAAUACAGGGGCACAGCAGGUGACGCCAUGACCUACCACCAAGGCCGAGCCUGGACCACUAUCGACUCGGAUAAUGACGUCUCUUUGGGUAACUGCGCCCUGACCCACCGCGGCGCCUGGUGGUACCAAAACUGUCACCUGGCCAACCUGAACGGCAAAUGGGGAGACAGCAGACACAGUUUGGGGGUGAACUGGGAGCCGUGGAAGGGCCACCUGACGUCCCUCGACUUCACGGAGAUGAAGAUCCGACCUCUGGGAGCCUUGUCCAGCAGGAAGAGGCGAUCGUUGUUGGCCAGAGAGAAGAGCAGAAACGCAAACCUCCUUAAGAAAUAGAAGAGCGCCCCCUUCUGAAACUACAACACAAGUCUUCAGCCAUUUUUACCUGCCGUCACACUUGACUGGGAUAUAUCUCCAUGUAGCUGCAAGCUUUGCUCCUCUGACCACACAGGAAAAAUCUCUCUCCAAGUCUUCACCAUAGACUGUGUUUAAAGAUGGACGACAUGACAGCUCCCCAAAAGUGAAGCCAAAGCGUCUUUGUCACCUCCUGGUGGCUGGAUGAAGUAUAGGUCAUAAACCCAGCCUCCUUAGUGGAAGAAACAUGAACCAAACUAAAAAGUCAAAGUUCAACUCAAAUACUUUUUUCUCAAGGUAGUUUCUGUCAUUUUAGGUCGUUCUUAUCACAUUGUUGUUUGUUCAAGUAAUUCCUGUAAUUUGGUUUGAAAUGAAUGCUUAAAACUUCAUGAUUAAGAGCUUGCAAUCAGUCGAGCGCAUGUAUCAAUGAGGCCUCGCUAGUGUGGCUCCAUCACGCAAUUGUUAUACCACUCUGACUCCUAAUGGGAUCGUAUCGGGGAAAUUUUUGAAUAGCAAGGGGAAGGAAUAUAAAAAUAUUGCAUUCAUUUAAAGUUUGUUUUUUUGUAACAUGGGGCAGCAGCCUAGGAUAAUGGUGUUAAAUUUGUUACAUUCAUGUUCUAUGAAUAACUUGAGUAGCAAUUUUGCCUGUGUAUAGUGGUAUUUUCAUC
Molecule: messenger RNA, 4091 nt
Organism: Limanda limanda (common dab)
Lineage: Eukaryota; Metazoa; Chordata; Actinopteri; Pleuronectiformes; Pleuronectidae
Gene: tnn
Product: tenascin N
Exons: 19
Coding region: 55-3405 (1116 amino acids)
Molecular function (GO): protein binding
Source: RefSeq, a predicted model, not a curated record